AUGUCAAAUACAGAAAAUAUGUUGAUGAUGGCUAGUUAUGUUUUUUUUCCAGUUGAUUCCUUUUUCUUCGUCGAUCAAUUUUCUGUUUUUGAUUUUGCGAUAGAGUGAUAUUAUUUCUAAUGUGUGUAUGUUUGAUGACGAAGACUAAAGUGAAUUGUGAUGGACUUCCCUGUAACCCCGUCUAAUGCUUCAGAUAGCAAUGAAUAUCCAGGAUCUGCAGCAUCAUAUGACAACGUUUCCGAUAACAAGCGACGCAGCUCGUCCAGAUCAAUAAAAAGGAGACGUUUUGACGAUGAAUUAGUUGAAUACAGCCUGGGAUUACCAGGAGCAUCCCAGGGCGGAAAGGGAGACAAAAGAAUGCGGACUCAGUCGUAUACCAGCCAGUUGCCAGAAUUUCCAAUAGUGCCGAAUAUUCCUACUACGCCUAUAACCCCUAUAGUAGAGCGUCGUAAGACAUCUAGUAAGAUUUCAACUGGUGGAAGUUUAGGGAGGAAAUCGCGUCGCAAAGGACAACUGAGUCAGCUUUCUACUAAGGACUUAGGUCGUUGGAAACCUACAGAUGAUCUGGCACUGAUAUUGGGUGUGCAGCAGACAAAUGAUUUAAGAAUAGUGCAUCGUGGAGUGAAGUUCUCUUGUCGCUUCACAAUCGGAGAGUUGCAGUCACGUUGGUACGCACUGCUGUACAAUGCUGAGAUAUCACGGGUCGCUGUUGCUGCUAUGCGUAACCUGCAUCCGGAUCUGGUCGCUGCGGUCCAACAACAGGCAUUAUAUUCAAAUGCAGAAGAGGAGCUCCUUGGAACUUUGCCUAGUACAUCUCAUCCCGAAUUGGAGAAAUUCCAAGAGCUGUUGGAACAGAAUCCUAAUGUUUUCUACCAGUCGCGGACUGCAAAAUCUUUGAUGGCUCAUUGGCAGCUCCUGAAGCAGUAUCAGCUUUUGCCCGACCAAACUGUGCAACCUGUGCCUAAGAAUCCUGGAGACAAAGUGUUGUCAUUCUCGGAUGCUGAGGAAACUAUGAACGAUUCUGAACUCCCUGAUUACAAAGAAGAUGGAGUUGAUGUUGAAAUGCAAAUGGCUGACAGGAUUGAGAAGAAAGAGAUAAGGCUACUCGAGAACUCCCUGUCCCGCUGGCAAGUGUUAGUACAGUCCGUGGCUGGAGGUAGCAUGGAGUUGGAUAAGAAUACUUUGGCGGUUCUGAGGGGCAGGCUCGUGCGGUAUCUCAUGCGAUCUAGAGAGAUUGCCGUAGGGCGCAGCACCAGGGACCACACGAUCGACGUGAAUCUAAGCCUCGAAGGGCCGGCCGCUAAAGUAUCCAGAAAACAAGCGACAAUACGCCUUCGCAAUAGCGGCGACUUUUUUAUGUCCUCGGAAGGCAAGAGGCCCAUAUUUGUCGACGGUCGGCCAGUUCUUCAGGGAAACAAAGUGAAGCUUAAUCAUAACAGUGUCAUUGAGAUCGCAGGACUUCGCUUCGUGUUCCUCAUAAAUCAAGAUCUUAUCAGCGCCAUACGUCAAGAAGCCGUCAAAGUGAACAUACCAGUUUAAUUAUUGGAAUUGUAAUAAACGCAUAUAAUUAAAUAAAAUGCAGUUUUUAUUUAGAA
This is a messenger RNA of Amyelois transitella, 1595 nucleotides long. It is a transcript of the gene Rcd5, whose product is annotated as microspherule protein 1. Bases 160 to 1539 code for a protein of 459 amino acids. The transcript has 8 exons. NCBI's taxonomy places the organism in Eukaryota, Metazoa, Arthropoda, Insecta, Lepidoptera, Pyralidae. Gene Ontology annotation, molecular function: protein binding; G-quadruplex RNA binding. Gene Ontology annotation, cellular component: Ino80 complex; MLL1 complex; NSL complex. The record is from RefSeq and is a predicted model, not a curated record. Gene Ontology annotation, biological process: positive regulation of transcription by RNA polymerase II.